GAUGGCGUGUCUACUGGAGACCCCAAUCCGCAUGAGCGUCCUUUCGGAAGUGACAGCUAGCAGUCGCCACUAUGUUGACAGGCUAUUUGACCCUGAUCCCCAGAAAGUUCUACAAGGUGUUAUAGACAUGAAAAAUGCUGUAAUUGGAAAUAACAAACAGAAAGCCAACCUCAUUGUUUUAGGAGCAGUACCAAGACUCUUAUAUCUGCUUCAGCAAGAAACUUCGAGCACAGAGCUAAAAACUGAAUGUGCUGUGGUCUUGGGAAGUCUUGCUAUGGGUACUGAAAACAAUGUCAAGUCUCUCCUGGACUGCCAUAUUAUUCCUGCCUUGCUGCAAGGAUUACUAUCUCAAGAUUUGAAAUUCAUUGAAGCUUGCCUUAGAUGCCUUCGCACCAUUUUUACCAGUCCAGUUACCCCAGAGGAACUACUUUAUACAGAUGCUACAGUUAUACCACACCUCAUGGCACUGCUUGGUAGAUCUCGUUAUACACAAGAAUACAUUUGUCAGAUCUUCUCUCAUUGCUGCAAAGCACCAGAUCAUCAAACAAUUUUAUUUAACCAUGGAGCAGUACAGAAUAUUGCUCAUCUGUUAACUUCAGCGUCAUACAAAGUUCGAAUGCAAGCACUGAAAUGCUUCUCAGUUCUAGCUUUUGAAAACCCCCAGGUAUCCAUGACCCUUGUAAAUGUUUUGGUUGAUGGAGAAUUAUUACCCCAGAUUUUUGUGAAGAUGUUACAGAGGGAUAAGCCUAUUGAAAUGCAGCUCACAUCAGCAAAAUGCUUAACAUAUAUGUGCAGGGCUGGAGCAAUUCGGACAGAUGACAACUGUAUUGUGUUAAAGACUUUGCCUUGUUUGGUUCGAAUGUGCAGUAAGGAGAGAUUGCUAGAAGAGCGAGUUGAAGGAGCUGAAACACUUGCCUAUCUGAUUGAACCAGAUGUUGAACUACAAAGAAUUGCCAGCAUUACAGAUCACCUUAUUGCCAUGCUUGCUGAUUACUUCAAGUAUCCCAGUUCAGUCAGUGCAAUCACUGAUAUCAAAAGGCUUGACCAUGAUUUAAAGCAUGCUCAUGAACUUCGCCAGGCUGCUUUCAAGCUUUAUGCCUCUCUUGGAGCUAAUGACGAAGACAUCCGGAAGAAGAUCAUUGAGACUGAAAAUAUGAUGGACCGAAUUGUGAAUGGCUUGUCUGAGUCUAGUAUCAAGGUGCGGUUAGCUGCAGUCAGAUGUUUGCACAGUUUAUCCAGGUCUGUGCAGCAGCUUCGAACCAGUUUUCAGGAUCAUGCAGUGUGGAAACCUUUAAUGAAGGUUUUACAAAAUGCACCAGAUGAAAUUUUAGUGGUAGCAUCUUCCAUGCUAUGUAAUCUACUGCUUGAAUUCUCUCCAAGCAAAGAGCCUAUUUUAGAAUCAGGAGCCAUAGAGUUACUUUGUGGUUUAACCCAAAGUGAAAAUCCUGCUUUACGAGUGAAUGGGAUUUGGGCUUUAAUGAAUAUGGCAUUUCAGGCAGAACAAAAAAUAAAAGCAGAUAUUUUACGAAGUUUAAGUACCGAGCAGUUAUUCCAGUUGUUAUCAGAUUCAGACUUGAAUGUGUUAAUGAAGACUUUGGGACUUCUCAGAAAUCUCCUUUCCACUCGCCCCCACAUAGACAAGAUAAUGAGUACUCAUGGAAAGCAAAUUAUGCAAGCUGUCACACUAAUUCUGGAAGGGGAGCAUAAUAUAGAAGUCAAAGAGCAGACAUUAUGUAUAUUGGCCAAUAUAGCAGAUGGAACAACCGCAAAAGAACUCAUUAUGACCAAUGAUGACAUUUUGCAGAAAAUUAAGUAUUACAUGGGUCAUUCCCAUGUUAAACUACAGCUUGCUGCCAUGUUUUGUAUAUCAAACCUCAUAUGGAAUGAAGAAGAAGGUUCACAAGAACGGCAAGAUAAAUUACGAGAUAUUGGCAUCGUAGAUAUUCUACACAAACUCAGCCAAUCACCAGAUACAAACCUUUGUGAUAAGGCAAAGACAGCACUGCAGCAGUAUCUCGCAUGAUGGGAGAUCCAGCGAGUCUUCAGGUCCCCCUCCCGUUUGUUUAAGGAAUAACAGGAAAUAGCCUCAUUGGGUUCCUUAUAUUUGCACAAGUCACCUUGGACUGAGUUUCUCUCAUGUGCAGGGAGCUGUUUUGCAAAAGCAAUUUAGUAGAAUAGAUCUCAGAUACAUCUUGAGAACCUUCUUCAAGGUAGUAACUUACUCAGAGGACUAUUGUGUUUAUUUUUUCCUGAGCUACCUGGACUCUAUUAGAACAAUCAAUCGUCAUUUUCCUUUGGACCUACAAUUUUUUGCCUAU
Gracilinanus agilis (Agile Gracile Mouse Opossum) is the source of this 2318-nucleotide messenger RNA. It is a transcript of the gene ARMC8, whose product is annotated as armadillo repeat containing 8. The record is from RefSeq and is a predicted model, not a curated record. Gene Ontology annotation, molecular function: protein binding. The coding region runs from base 2 to 2023 and encodes 673 amino acids. Gene Ontology annotation, cellular component: GID complex. NCBI's taxonomy places the organism in Eukaryota, Metazoa, Chordata, Mammalia, Didelphimorphia, Didelphidae. Gene Ontology annotation, biological process: proteasome-mediated ubiquitin-dependent protein catabolic process. The transcript is spliced from 22 exons.